AUGUCUGGCUUUAAAUGGUUAUUUGUUUCUUUCUUUCUUUUUUAUCUAUCUCAGUCUGUUCACAUCUAUCUAUCUAUCUAUUUAUCUAUCUAUCUAUCUCAGUUCAAAUCUAGGUCUGUUUAUCUAUCUAUCUAUCUAUCUAUCUAUCUAUCUAUCUAUCUAUCUAUUUACGCACUAGACAAUUAUUUUGCUGCUUGUUUUCGUUUUCUUCUUCUUCUUCUUCUUCUUUUUUUCCAUUCUUCUUCUUCUUCUUCUUCUUUCCAUUCUUCUUCUUCUUCUUCUUCUUCUUCUUCUUCUUCUUCUUUAUUCGUCUUCUAUUACUUCUUUUUUCUUCUUCGUCUUAUGCUUCUUCUUUUUUGUCAUCUAAUUUCUUGUUCAUCAUCAUAUUUUCUUCGGCUUCUUUUUUCUUUUUUUUCUUCUUUCCUGCUACUUUUUCUUUUUCUUCUUCUUCUUCUGCUUCUUUUUUGUCAUCUACUUUUCUUCUUCAUUAUUUUCCUCAUCCUCCUCCUCUUCUUCUUCUUCUUUCUGCUCCCACCAGGUAUGUCAUGCGUUGCUUUCCCUCUAUUCAACCUGUGUAUCUAUCUAUCUAUCUAUCUAUCUAUCUAUCUAUCUAUCUAUCUAUCUCACUCGAUUCAUUUUUGUUGUUUUUAA
This is a messenger RNA of Acanthosepion pharaonis, 651 nucleotides long. The record is from the annotation of a GenBank genome assembly. Lineage: Eukaryota; Metazoa; Mollusca; Cephalopoda; Sepiida; Sepiidae.